Colius striatus (speckled mousebird) is the source of this 4180-nucleotide messenger RNA. RefSeq names its product T-box-containing protein TBX6L. The transcript has 9 exons. Bases 66 to 1424 code for a protein of 452 amino acids. The record is from RefSeq and is a predicted model, not a curated record. NCBI's taxonomy places the organism in Eukaryota, Metazoa, Chordata, Aves, Coliiformes, Coliidae. Gene Ontology annotation, cellular component: nucleus. Gene Ontology annotation, molecular function: DNA-binding transcription factor activity, RNA polymerase II-specific; RNA polymerase II cis-regulatory region sequence-specific DNA binding. Gene Ontology annotation, biological process: regulation of transcription by RNA polymerase II; positive regulation of DNA-templated transcription; cell fate specification.
CCUUGGAAGAACUCUGGUGGCACUCUCAGCCGUGUAAGCUCCUGGACUCCCCAGUACAUGGAAAAAUGCAAGCUUUGCCAGACGUGAAAGCGCCGUGUGAGGCACUUCCUUCCCCCAGCCUGGAGCCCUACCCGCAGAGCUCCAUUGUGGUCACCCUGGAGGACAUGGAUCUCUGGAUGAAGUUCCACCAGAUAGGGACUGAGAUGAUCAUCACCAAGUCUGGCAGACGGAUGUUUCCACAAUGCAAAAUCAAAGUCUCUGGCUUAAUCCCAUAUGCCAAGUACCUCAUGCUCGUAGAUUUUGUGCCAAUGGACAACUUCAGGUACAAGUGGAAUAAAGACCAGUGGGAAGUUGCUGGAAAAGCAGAGCCCCAGCUCCCCUGUCGCACCUACGUCCAUCCAGAUUCCCCAGCUCCUGGCAGUCACUGGAUGAAAGAACCUGUCUCCUUCCAGAAACUGAAGCUCACCAACAACACUCUGGACCAACAUGGGCAUAUCAUCCUCCACUCCAUGCACCGUUACAAGCCUCGCUUCCACAUUGUGCAGGCAGAUGAUCUCUUCAGUGUCCGCUGGAGCAUCUUCCAAGUCUUCAGCUUCCCUGAGACUGUCUUCACUUCUGUUACUGCCUACCAGAACGAGCAGAUUACAAAGCUCAAGAUAGACAACAAUCCAUUUGCUAAAGGUUUCCGUGAGCAUGGGAAGAACACCCGAAGGGAAGGACGAGCCAAAUGCCAGAAGCCCAGUCCAGCCAAGGGCCAGAAGAGGAAGCUGCCUGAGGAAAAGGAGCCUGGUGCUGAGGAACGUGAUUUUGAGAAGGAUGAGAAUGCAGAUGUGAAGGAGGAGGGUACUCCCGUGGUGGUGAGCAGUGGAUUCCCCUUCUGGGUGUCAGAGCAGAGCGGCAGCAGCUCCUUCCCUGCAGCGUCACCAGUGCCUGCCGACCAGAGGGAGGCUCUGCCCAGGGAGCAGCAAGUGCCCACUCCAUCCUACCAGACGUACCGGUUCCACGAGGCCGGGGACAGCCAGCAGCUUCCCCCCCGCGACGGCCCGGCCGGCAGCGAUUUCCGGGCACGGUGCCACCCGCUGGAUCUCGCCACGGUGCCCGAGCACGACUCCAAGCAGCUCCCCGAGGGCUUCAGCAACCUGCCUCCGCUGCCCCCGCCUCUGCCUCCUCCCCAGGACUACACAGGAGUGGUGAACGUGGCCCUAGACUCGGUGGGGAAGCCCGGGGCCCGGGCACCGAUGUACGGCCCGUACGGCCCCGAGCAGGGCCUGGGGCAGUGGAUGGUGCCGGCCCACAGCCAGUACCGCGCCAUGAGCUACUCGGCCUUCUCCACGGAGUACAACACACAGGGGGCUGCAGGACAUGCCCACGGGGCCGUGGCAGAGUGGAGCCAGUACCCUCUGUUCCCCUAUGCCUGCUGGUGAGCAGGGAAGCGCUUCCCCGUGAAAGAACUGAAAGAAAAUUGUAAAUGAGAUCGGCUUUGCUCUGGGGUGUGGACCUGUCGAAGCCUUGCCUGUGCUAGGCAAAGAGGUGUUGCUGCAAGAGGUAGCGUGGACACCUUCACUUCCUUGUCUCCUUGCACAACACCCUCGCCAUAUUUCACAAGCAGUGCUAAACUGGUGGCUGCUCCAGCCGUGUCAGUGUGGGUCUGGCCGAAUGUGUGUUCUGCAGUGUUGUUUGUUCCCAGCAGGAGUGGGAAACCACAGGAGCUGCAAGAGCAUUUUCAAGAGCAAGUAUUUCAAGAGCCGACAAACUCCCAGUCCUAGGCUGGUUUGCAUCUCGCUUUUGGCAAUUUCCAAAAUCCCAUCCUCCCAGGACGUGUGUGCAAGGAGACAGGGGCUGAGUUUCACUAAGCCACCCAGGUGGCCAAGGAGCUGUAGAGAACUAUGACAAAGAUGAGCAGAACAAGCAAUCCCGUUGCCUCCGUGAGCAGUUUCCUCACUUAGUGUAGUCCGACCAAAGCUAGAGUCUUGCCUUCCUUCCAGCAGCAAACCAAACCAAAUGCAGAGCAAUGCAUGUGUGUGGAACUCGGCAGUGAGUCGUGCAGGCAGGGAGGAACUUGUCCUGUGCAGGAGAGGCAGCAGCAAGGCUGUGUGCUGUGUCCCCUCUGCCCACCCUCUCCUGUCACCCCUAGAUCUGAGGUCAGUGAAACUCCUCUUUCUGCUCAUGCUGGAGGGAGGCUGUUAACAGAGUGUGGGGGAUGCUCUUGGGGCUUCCAAAGGCCUGGGACUGUCAGAAACAGCCAUAGACACCAGUGCUAUUGGGGUCACUCUGACCUUUUCCUUUUGAAGGAAAAGAGAUCUUUCACUUCAAAUUUCUUCCUUCUUCCCCCCUCUCCCACCCCCCUGGAGGAUACAGCCUGUAGUGCUGGUCACCGCACUGCUUUGAAUGACCUCUGUCUGCUGACACUUGUCCCCUGCUCCUGGGCAUAUCCUUCAAUUCAUACCCUUAGGCAGGGAGCUGGUGCUGCAGAGCUGCUGUGUGAGCACCUCCCAGGCCGGUUGGGAAAGGCAUCCUGCUGCUGUUGGGGCAGACUGCAGGGAUCUGACUGCCCCAGAGCAGUGUCAGCUCCCUCCUGUGUGUCCAGCAUGGGCAGGGGUGGUUCUGCCAGGAGCAGCCUGUGUGCUGCGUUGCAGAUGGGAUUUCUUUGCAUCUUUGUUUUAGAAGGAGGAGUCAUCCCUGUUUGCCCAAGGGGCAGAAUGGCCCUGGCAACAGGGUCUUGUUUGAGACAGACUUUUUGCUUCUCAGGGAGGACAGACAUGUUCCUAGGUGUUAUUUAGGGAAGGUUUCCUUGUCACGCUUUGAAUGCAGUGCUGUGUGGCCUGUAGCCGUGGGCAGGCAGUGAGGGGUGUCACUGAGCACAUGUGCCACGUGGCUUCCUCUGUGUGACAUGUGUGCAGCAGAUGUUGUCCCUGAGCAGCCCUGGGCAGGUUUGUGACUGUGCACUGAGCUGUUCAGGCAGCAGGUCACACUGUGUGUAGGUAGAGGUGUCGAGUCAUGUUUGUUGUUGUUUAAAAUUACUUUGAAAAGUAGCCCUAAACGUUUGUGAAACAACUACAGUGAUUGCUUCUUUAUUUAAAUAGGAUAUUACUAACUGCUUUUGUACCACAACUGUGAUAUGUACAGAGCAGCCAAGCCCUUCCCUCAGCUCCACAAGAUGUGAUGAUGUGCAGUGUUUAAGUAACGGUCUGUGCCCAUGACACCCACCAUCCUCCCCUCUGAUAGCACCUGGCCAGCAGUGAUUGCUGCCUGCUGUGUCUGACAUGCAGCUGGAUGCAAGUGACACUGGGGAGAAAAAAAUGGGGAGGAGAUUGUUUAUGGCCCCAGAAAAUUGCGAUUUCCUGCUGUCCAAACACCAGCUGCAUGAAGACAGGUCAGGUGUAAAAGGCUCUCUGGAUGAAAAAGCAUUGUGAGUAGCUGAUUUUGCCACCACCAUUUCCCACAGCUUGGAAAUCAGAUGAAGAGGCUGCUGGGGAGUUGGGGCCUGAGCCCCAUGGGCAGGGCCCCAGGGUGGGACUUCCCAAGGCAGCCCUCGUGCCCCCUCUGAGGGCUGGCAGUGCCAUGCUUACCAGGAAGGAGAAGACAAUGCAUUACCUCACAGCCUCCUGGGUUAGAUCUGUGUCUUUGAAGUUGGGUUGUAUUUCCCUCUGUCACAGAGUGCUAAGGAGGAUGAAAAUGGUGCUGUGGUGAGUGUAGCUGGGAAUUGGGCAGCAGGUGGAAACUCCUGGGUGAAUAUGGGUGUAAAGCUGUUCUUCACAAACCCUCAGAGUAGCCUUGCAAGUGCUGCUGCCCCUGGGGCCUGUGGUGGGGCAGGUUUGGCAGACAGCUCUGCACCAGGGGAGAGACAGCCCUGUGCCUAGCACAGCUGUGAGUCACUCUGGUGAAUGCCCUCAGGUGCGCAGGACUCCGUGCCCUUCUCCAGUGAAUCAUCUCGCUUAGAAAAGCACUUUUACAGUCUCUGGUUGGAGACUGUGGCUGGGCUGCUUUGUGAAGCCUUUGGAGAUGGUGCCUGUAGGUGUGUGCUCUGGACUCUGCCGCUGCCCUCCCUCCUCUGCAGUUCCCACUAUCUUGUUUUCUUCAGCUGUGGCAUUUGAAAGUCUGUAUGAGCCGGACUGCAGCGCUGGUUUUGCACGCGUGCCAGGUAAUGUACUGCCUCUCUGACAGCUUCAAUAAAGGGAAA